AUGAGAAGUCCUCAAGGGCUAUUUGCCAGGCGAUGGAUCCUUCAAUGCAGAGCAUUUUCUUCAUCUCCAGCUACUCAGGCACCUAAUUCGAAGAACAAACUGCCCAAUGGCCCUGCGCGCACCCGUUUUGCGCCCUCGCCCACCGGAUACCUCCAUCUAGGCUCUCUACGGACAGCACUCUUCAACUACUUGCUGGCAAAACGCACCGGUGGUCAAUUCCUUCUGCGCAUUGAGGAUACGGAUCAGUCUGAACGAACAGCUUUAUAUCAGUCCUACGCCAGUGAUCUUAUAUCCAACGGCCAUGCAUACCGAUGCUUCUGCUCCGCAGAACGGUUGGAUUCAAUCGCUCGUCACCGCAGUCAAGCAGGACUGGCGCCAGGCUAUGACCGCAAAUGCGUCGAUAUAUCUGCCGAGGAAUCGGAAGAUCGAGCAGCCAAGGGAGAGGCACAUAUUAUUCGAUUGAGAGUGGAGGAAUAUCCCAUGUUCAACGAUCUGGUUUAUGGCAAAUCUGGUCAGAAUCGACCAAACAACUCGAAGUUGGAUUUCAUCGACCGUGUAUACAACGACCCAGUUCUGAUCAAAUCGGACGGACACCCCACGUACCACUUGGCAAAUGUUGUGGAUGAUCAUUGCAUGAAGAUCACUCAUGUUAUCCGAGGAACAGAAUGGAUGGCAUCCACACCUAUGCACAUGGCGCUAUACAAUGCCUUCGAAUGGACGCCACCGAGCUUUGCUCAUGUCCCUUUGCUCGUCGACCGGAGUGGACAAAAGCUUAGCAAGCGCAACGCAGAUAUCGACCUCUCGUCAUUCAAGGAUCAGCAGGGGAUUCUCCCAUCUACCUUGGUGAACUUUGCUUCGCUCCUUGGCUGGUCUCAUUCGGAGAAAUCUGAUGUGUUAAGUCUGAAUGAGCUGGAACAGAUUUUCAAUUUGAAAAUCACUAGAGGCAACACUGUCGUCUCCUUUGAAAAACUUCAGUUCCUUCAGAAGGCACACAUCCAACGGUUUGCCAAAAGCGGUGGGCCUGAGUUCGAAGAGAUGGUGAAGAAGGUGACCUCUGUGGUGGAAGAAAGCCACCCUGUUGACGAACUCACCACGAUCCUCAAGGGUCGCACGCUCUCCGAAUACAUCGCGCCCCUCAUCCGCGCAGAUGCCAACAGCUAUACAAAUGCAAAGGAGUUCGCCCAACGUAACUCCAUCUUCUUUACUCCAAAACUCAACAGAGCCCCUUACAAACCGGCCUCACACCAACCUUCCCCAGAAGUCCCAAUUCAAGCCCUGCACACCGCAGCAGCUGCUUUAACCCUCGUCCCACCCGCAGCCUGGAACAUCGACACGCACCGCGACAACAUUAACAGCUAUGAUGGCUCGGGAAGUGUAGUCCUCUCCGCAUCUGAGUCAGAGACGCCGGUUGGCUCCAAUAACGCAGAAAAAGCGUUCAAGAAGGAGCUGUAUCACUACCUCCGCUGGGCGCUGUCAGCUUCUGCGCCUGGACCUGGAAUCUCAGAGACUAUGGUAGUCCUUGGGAGAGAUGAGACGCUUCGCCGAGUGCAGGACGCCAAGGCAUUGACACAGUCCCUUGUUCCUCCUGCUGGCCAGAGAGUGCCUAAGGGAACUUUGCCUGAGGAUCAGAGUUGGAUGGGGACUCUUGCGACCAACCGUUAA
Messenger RNA from Penicillium digitatum Pd1, 1662 nucleotides. The record is from RefSeq and is a predicted model, not a curated record. Lineage: Eukaryota; Fungi; Ascomycota; Eurotiomycetes; Eurotiales; Aspergillaceae.